AUGGUAUUGCAUGAAGUCGAGCAGAUGGAUUGCGCGGCGAUCAGUAUGCAGAUCAACAAGGUCACUGUUGGGCGACAGAGAAAAGAUGACGUCUACCCACAUACUGGGAAGGACGAUCUCAUGGUGGCUGAGAUACUCAGAAGGCUUGUAGGCGCCGCCUGGGAGGCUCUUUGUGCCAGGGAACAGCCGUCCACAUGGGCGCUAAGCGCCGCCUAG
Molecule: messenger RNA, 216 nt
Organism: Exophiala oligosperma
Lineage: Eukaryota; Fungi; Ascomycota; Eurotiomycetes; Chaetothyriales; Herpotrichiellaceae
Exons: 2
Coding region: 1-216 (71 amino acids)
Source: RefSeq, a predicted model, not a curated record